Messenger RNA from Rubroshorea leprosula, 1066 nucleotides. NCBI's taxonomy places the organism in Eukaryota, Viridiplantae, Streptophyta, Magnoliopsida, Malvales, Dipterocarpaceae. The record is from the annotation of a GenBank genome assembly.
CCAUUACCUUGCUCAUGUCGAUUCCCUCUCUGGUUUUUAGAUAGCUCCCAGUUUCGUGCUGUCCGCCCUUUGCAUGCUCUGAAUCUGUCCACUCUCCCUCUCUCUUUACCUCUCAUUCUCUCUACUAAUAAUGCCUUCUUACAUGGUCAUCUUGAGGAACAAUUGGUCAUGCAGCAACCAGCAAGUUUUGUUGAUCCUCGCUUCCCUGAUUAUGGCUUUUCUCAAUCUCAAUCUGAUGCUUCUCUUUUUAUAUAUCACCAUGGAUCUACUUGGAUUUAUUUCCUCGUAUAUGUUGAUGGUAUUAUAAUUACAGGCAAUGAUCCUUGUGCAGUUCAGUCUAUUAUUCAGGUCAUGGGUGCUAGUUUCUCCUUGAAAGAUUUUGGGCCUCCUAGUUUUUUCCUUAGAGUUGAGGCCAUUCCCACAACUGCUGGUCUUCUCUUAUCUCAGCAUCAGUAUAUUAUUAAUCUUCUCCACCAAUACAAUAUGCAUGAGGCAAAACCCGUGACUACCCCUCUUGCUGUUUCUCUUCCCUGCAUCCCAAUUUUGUCAACAAGCUCUCUCAGAUUAUACAUAAGCCCACGGAUGCUCAUUGGCAGGCUGCAAAACGUGUUCUUCGAUACCUACGUGGAACAAGUUUUCAUGGCUUAUUAUUACGCCCUCAGCGUGCUUUAUCUCUACAUGCCUACUCCGAUGCCGACUAGGUUGGCGAUCCAUCUACUUGUGUCAAUACCACUGCUAGGCGUUUCUGGUCUUGGCUCUCCUGUUCUAUUUUGUGAUAAUGUUGGUGCCACUUAUUUGAGUCUUAAUCCUGUUCUCCACUCUCGUAUGAAACACAUAGCCAUUGAUUUACACUUUGUUCGAGAUCUGGUUGAUCAAAAACUUCUUCAUGUAUCUCACAUUUCUUCUCACGACCAGUUGGCUGAUGGUCUUACAAAGGCUCUGUCUACUGCUCGUUCUUCCAAUCUCCACUCCAAGAUUGGUGUUGCUGAUGGCACCUCCAUCUUGCAGGGGCGUGUUAAGGAAGGUGUAUCUCCUACGUGAUCUGCAGUAAAUGGCACCAUGAUUC